CUUGGUUAUGAAACGUCAACAAGCUUGUAAUAAUGAGCUGUGACUUCUCACACUGACACCCAGAAACACAGCAGAGGCAGGAACAGUAGCAGCUGCAUAGCAUUAUUUCCAGCCUGCACUUUGUCAGGAGCAGCCGGCAGCCCCUGUCCCACAGCAGAGGGACCCCACUCUCGUGCUUUCUGGAGGGGCACCUGAACCGUCUCCAUAACCAAAGAGGAAAUGCCCGACCCGGCAGCAGAAUUCACCAACAAGCCCUUUUCAGUCCAGCUGUCCAAUGUUUACCUCAGCAUAUUGGCUCUGUUCUGCUUCAAACUCUUCGUUAAGGUCUCUCUGAACUUGCUGACAUACUUCUACAUAGUGCGUGGGAACCGUAAAGAAGCGGCCCGGAUAUCAGCAGAGUUUUAUGACUAUGGUCAACAGCACAGAUCCUGGGCAGACCGCUCCCCCCUCCAUGACGCCGCCUGCCAGGGUCGCCUGCUGGCCCUGCGGACCCUCAUCCUACAGGGUCACGAUGUGAACGUCCUGACCAUAGACCACGUGACCCCCCUCCAUGAGGCAUGCCUCGGAGACCAUGCUGCUUGUGUGCGGGCCCUCAUCGAUGCAGGAGCAAACGUCAAUGCCUCUACGAUUGACGGUGUCACCCCCCUGUUCAAUGCCUGUGCAGUCGGCAGUGCUGCAUGCGCAGAGCUUCUUCUGGAAAAUGGAGCUAAACCCCAGACUCUGGUGUACCAUCCUUCACCCUUACAUGAGGCAACCAGCAAAGGUCAUUAUGGCUGUGUGGAGGUGCUGGUGACUUGGGGGGCAGAUGUGGAUACAGACAUUCCUCACCUGGGAACGGCGCUCUACACUGCCUGCGUCUGUCAGGAACUGGAGUGUGCCAGGAAACUCCUGAGGGAAGGUGCAAACGUACAGAGAGGCAGGUCCCUGGAUUCACCUUUACAUGCAGCUGCAGAGAAAGACUGCACCGCUGUGGUGAAGCUGCUGCUGGACUUUGGAGCAGACAUCAACGCCAGGAACAUGGAGUUCCAGAGGCCGGUGGAUGUGGCCCCUCCCAGCAGUGGCACAGAGGGUUUUCUGCUGCUCUAUGAAGCCACGCCCCGUAGGCUGAGCCAUCUCUGCCGUCAGAGCAUCAGGAGCUGUGUGGGUCGGGACCGACUCCACCUCCUGCCCCACCUCCCUCUGCCCAACAGGCUGAAAACCUACCUGCAGUACCAGUGACAGCAGGACAAUGGCGCCAAAGACGAAAGUGCCUUUUACACAAGAAGCUUCGCCGAAGACUCCUGAAGUUUGAAGUUAGCCUCAGUUUAGAAAUCUGGAGCUGGAGGACGUUUGCUGCUAAAACAAGGACCCACUCUGGUUUAUGAAUAUGAAUGACUAUUUAUUGUGUUUGUGUUUCCGAGAGAACUUAGUAGUGAAAACAGUUAGCAAAGAGUGAUGCACUUUACAUGAAAUUGUAAUGUCAUAAAAAGACAAAAUAUUUACAUGGAGUACUCUA
This is a messenger RNA of Oryzias latipes (Japanese medaka), 1495 nucleotides long. It is a transcript of the gene asb5a, whose product is annotated as ankyrin repeat and SOCS box containing 5a. The record is from RefSeq and is a predicted model, not a curated record. Lineage: Eukaryota; Metazoa; Chordata; Actinopteri; Beloniformes; Adrianichthyidae. Gene Ontology annotation, biological process: positive regulation of protein catabolic process; intracellular signal transduction; protein ubiquitination. Gene Ontology annotation, molecular function: protein binding.